CCAAGAUGGCGGCACGCCGGACGCUGCUGGCAGCGGGGCGCGCGGCGGGGGGCGGGCGGCGCGGGGCCGCGGGGAACAUUCCCGGCCCGGGUCCCGCUGCCGGCGUCGGGACCGGGACCGGGACCGGGAUCGGGAUCGGGAUCGGGAUCGGGACCGGGCGGAGCCGCCUAUACGAGCACGUGCGGGAGGGGCUGAGCGCGCGGCCGCAGCUCGACGUGACCGCUCUCAGUGAGCGCGAGGUGGAGCAGCGGCGCGGACCGCUGGGGGGCGCCGCGCUCCGGGAGAUCGUGCGGACGUGGUCGCGGCUGGGGAAGGUCCGGGAUGGCAUCGCCCGGCUGGAGGUUGAGAAGGGGCGUGUGGCCGAGGGGGUCCGCGAGAUCAUGGCCUCCCAUGACAAGGCGGCAGCCAAGACGCAGCUCCCGGCAUUGGCAGAGCUGCGGGAGCGGGGCCGGAGCCUCCGGGGGCAGCUCCGGGUGCUCGAGGCUGAGGAAUCCGACCUGGAGCAGAGAUUUUACCUGGGGGCCCUGCAGCUGCCCAACAGAACCCACCCUGCUGUGCCCGUUGGAGACCAGACUCAGGCCCGGCUGCUCGAGGUGGUUGGUGAGAAACCAGUGUUUGAUUUCAAGCCAAAGGGACACCUGGAGCUGGGGGAGGGGCUGGACAUCAUCCGGCAAAGGCGCCUUUCCCAUGUGUCGGGCCAUCGCUCCUAUUACCUGAGUGGGGCCGGAGCCCUGCUCCAGCACGCCCUCGUCACCUUCACCUUACGGAAGCUGCUCAGCAAGGGUUUCCUGCCCAUGACAGUGCCAGACCUGCUGCGAGGAGCUGUUUUUGAGGGCUGUGGGGUCCAGCCCAGCGCUAACCCCUCCCCAGUUUACAACAUUGACCCUGCACGCUUCGAGGACCUGUGUCUGGCCGGGACCUCGGAGGGUAUUUCAUGGACCAUGCAGUGCAGCUGCAGGACCUGCCUGUCAGGGUCGUGUGUUCCAGUACUUGCUACCGUGCUGAGACCGACACGGGCCAGGAGCCCUGGGGGCUAUACCGCGUUCACCAGUUCACCAAGGUACUGGGAGCACUGGGAGACCCCUGGGAAGGGAAAUGCAGCGGGGUCACCCCAUGUGCCCCCCCGGAAGGUGGAGAUGUUUGGGGUGACAGCAGCCGAACGUGGGACAGAGAGUGAGGAGCUGCUGGACGAGUUCCUGGGGCUCCAGAAGGAGAUUUUCUCAGAGCUGGGGCUCCAUUACCGUGUCCUGGACAUGCCCACAGAGGAGUUGGGGCUCCCUGCCUACCGCAAGUUCGACAUCGAGGCCUGGAUGCCCGGACGGGGCAAAUUUGGGGAGAUUUCCAGCACUUCCAACUGCACCGAUUACCAGAGCCGGCGGCUGAACAUCAUGUACAGCGGGGAGGGGGGCCGGCUGAGCCAUGCACAUACAGUGAAUGGCACUGCCUGCGCCGUGCCACGCGUGCUCAUCGCACUUCUUGAGUGCAACCAGCUCCCGGAUGGCCGUGUCCGAGUGCCCCCUGUGCUGCAGCCACUGGUGGGGCGGGAGGUGCUGGCUCGGCCUCCUGCGCCCCUCCUGCGCUACAUUGGCCCCAACCAGCCCGGGGGUGUUCCCCCUAAAAUGGGGGGGCUGCCCUGAGCUGGGGGAGGGGUCUUCAUGGGGGAGGCAGAGCCACGGCAGUGUGCAGAUGGAGCUGGGACGCGGUGGGAUGGACACGCAGGACACUGGACAUGCAACAACCCCAUCCAGUGUGUUCCACGUGUGUCCCAAGAGUGACAAAUUCCGGGAAUAAAACCUGGAAAUCA
This is a messenger RNA of Cinclus cinclus, 1804 nucleotides long. RefSeq names its product seryl-tRNA synthetase 2, mitochondrial (gene SARS2). Lineage: Eukaryota; Metazoa; Chordata; Aves; Passeriformes; Cinclidae. Gene Ontology annotation, biological process: mitochondrial seryl-tRNA aminoacylation. The transcript is spliced from 15 exons. The coding region runs from base 6 to 1637 and encodes 543 amino acids. The record is from RefSeq and is a predicted model, not a curated record. Gene Ontology annotation, cellular component: mitochondrion. Gene Ontology annotation, molecular function: serine-tRNA ligase activity; ATP binding; tRNA binding.